Molecule: messenger RNA, 410 nt
Organism: Staurois parvus
Lineage: Eukaryota; Metazoa; Chordata; Amphibia; Anura; Ranidae
Source: the annotation of a GenBank genome assembly
GUCGAGCCAAAUGACCUGAUGCCUGGUGACCCGAUGCCCGCUGUCCAGUCAGACGAUCCAAUGUCUGACCCAGUGCCCGCGGUCAUACCAGUUGACUCGGAGCCCACUGCCUUGCCAGAUGACGCGGUGCCCGCGGUCGAGCCAAAUGACCUGAUGCCGGUGUGCCUCUGCCCGGAGUCCUGCCCGAUGUGCCUCUGCCCGGAGUCCUGCCCGAUGUGCCUCUGCCCGAUGUGCCUCUGCCCGAUGUGCCUCUGCCCGAUGUGCCUCUGCCCGGAGUCCUGCCCGAUGUGCCUCUGCCCGAUGUGCCUCUGCCCGGAGUCCUGCCCGAUGUGCCUCUGCCCGGUGUGCCUCUGCUCGAUGUGCCGCUGCCCGGAGUCCUGCCCGGCCGCUCCUUGAGGGGGGGGUACUGU